GAUGUGACAACACCAACUUGCAGUUUCUGUCCAGGUGAUAUUGUAAGAGAAGUACCCAACGCAAAUGAAAGGGUAUCUUGGAAGGACCCCAAAUGUUCAGACAACUCUAAUGUACCUGCCGUCAUCACAUCCAACUACCCGAACGGUAGACUUUUUAAGGUUCCUGGAACAUAUAAGGUUCAGUACUUUGUGACUGGCAAAAAAGGAGACGUUUACAAGGGAUGCUCAUUUAAUAUAACCCUCACGUGUAAGUUAUGUUUACCGUUUACUCGGGGUUUUAAUUAAGCAGCGUCUUUUUUUGAGCGACGGAAUCAAGCGAAAGUGGACUUUUAGCACUCUUCCGUGAGAUCUCUACAAAUGUGAGGGCAAAUCGUUUCUUUAGUAAGGACUAUGCAAUACAGAUUGGGUAGCGUCAAGGCAUAUCAAACGAGAAAAAGGCUCACUUCCGGUCGGUCGACGUGAGGUACUGGCCAGGCCGUGGGUUGGUGUAUGUGUGCCCCUUGCCUUAAGUUGGUCUCACUUCCGGUUGACGGGCGUCGCUCAAAAACGUCGCUGCUUAAGUUCCCUGUUUACUGAAUUUAGUCGCCUCAUGGUAAGUGAACAAUUCUUGCAAGGACCACUUGGACAAACACCAGCGAGGGAAAGCCGGAUCUUGUCGUAGAUCAGGAUCAGCAGUAUAAAAUAACACUUUAAACUGAGGGCAAGGCUGAUCGGACAGCUAAGGGUUAUAAAUUUAUUUGCCCAUUAUUUCGACUAGACAAAACUAGUCUUCAUCAGGAGUUAGAUAAGCUAAUUAAGUGAUCCGGAUUCCGAAAAUUCCGGGAAACGUCUGCUUGUGGAAACUGGAAUGCAGGGUUUUUUGAAUCCGUAAUUCAGCUCAAGGAAACCGUAAUCCAAUUUAUUUAAUGGAUUGGAAUUCGGAAUCUAAGUUCCACUCAAGAAAUUCGAAAUCCACAGCAUGGUAUCCAGAAUCCAAGACUGCCUUAGAUUACGUCAGUUAUGACUCGAAAAUCUUGACGUUUAAAAAGACUAGGGAGUGGAAGCACUAAUUUUGAAUUUUUUUCUCGCCCUUAAUACAAUUGACAAGGACUCAUUACAAUAUAUAACCUUGGGAAAUGCCAUUAAAAAAGAGCUCCUGAAUUUAAUUACUUUACACGUUUGUUUAUCCACACGGAAACUGAAGUUCGGGUUAACACUAGGUAAAAACUACUCAUCGAAACAACGCAUUUCUUCCUUCACUUUCUGUCAGGUUAUAUUUUGGGUAGCCUUAAGCCUGCUAGCAAGCUCUCCUAUUUGGGGCGAGCUGCGCGAGAACUCGCUCCCCGUUUUCGCAUCUCCUCUCGCGUGCCUCUCGCGCGUCUACUUUUCACGAUAUCCCCCAAAUGGAGAGCUUGCUCGCAGGCUGGGUAGCCUGUGUCGCAGGCGUAAUCUAACCCCGAUAUAAUUCUUUAGAAUUACAAACUUUAGCCUCAAGUUUUAUCAUUAUAAUAUUUGGUCAUUAUACGUUUCUGGGAAACUGCCCACCUACCCUUCCCCUAAGCCAACAUUUUGCCCUAAGUGAGAAGCAAGUAUUAUAAUGCUGGCUUAGGGGAGGGGUAGGUGGGCAGUUUCCCAAAAACGUAUAAUGAUCCUAAUCUUUUACUUGGGGAUGGACCAUUAGAAAAGUGAUGGGGUGGGGGGGGGGGGGAUGGGGAUUUUAAGAGAUGUAAGAAUUUUUUUUGUACAUGUAAGGUGCAAAUAUAUUUUUUCUCCUUAGUCAUAUAUUUUUUUGGCCAAAAACCGUAGGAAUACAUUUCUUUAUUAAUAAUUUCCUGGGGAAAAAUUUUUUUGCGUUUGCCCCACCCCCUCUAUUACUUUUCUAAUGGUCCAUCCUGUAUUAUUCCAGUGCCCAAAUGCCCGAUGUAUGACGCUCCUGAGAAUGGUGCUCUUGUUUGCCUGAACCGUGACGCCGAUGGCUCUGCUUCAUUCUGUCAAGUGGCUUGUAAAGAUGGCACCGAUUUCAACUUCGAUCCACCCUUGCUGUACAUUUGUGCUGGCCCCGGUUUCUGGAUGACUGAAAUUCUUCGUAGAGUCAAUCAGCUUCCCUGGCCAAAUUGUUCCAGUAAGUGAUUCAUAUUGUAGUUCUAACACUUACAAAGCUUACUUAAGACCGCCUCAUUUCUGGGUAAGUACUAUGGUCAGCAAGAAGAAAAUAUGGGACAUUCUGUGUCAACUACCCGGGCCCCAGCCAUAGUUUCCAGGGUCCGCUCAUACUCGUACCCCGGAGCGAGAGAAGGGACGAGUCGAAGAGGACCCUGAAAACGCGGUUGCCUAGCCCUUUUAUUCAUAAAUUACCAUAAGUCAUGUAUAUAGAGUAGACCAUAGUCUAACAACAUCUCUUUUAUAUUUCCUCCAGUUAUUUCUUCCUGCUGUAAAAUACGUUUAGAUAUUUAGCCCAUGUUCACCCCAUCUCUCUUUAAGAUUAAGCUUUGAAUACUUCGACAUUAUUGUAUUUUAGUAAUAUGGUUGUUUCCUUGUAAUUGUUAAUAGGCGGUGAAGGGUCUUUUUUUGUUUGGAUAUUCUGUAAUCAUAAGAUGUUAACAGUGCAGUCCACCUUUCACACCGAAGCCAGUUACAGCUGCAUUUUCGGCAGCUUAGAACAUUUAACUAUAUAAAGGGACAGGUAGGAUCAACUAAAUGAUGUGGGUCUCUCUUCAAUUUUCAGGUGGAGCCGGUCCUUCGAUGCAGGAAAGAAAUGGAUUCAUGGAGUUUUUCUUCAAUGGCAAUCAGACUCAUUCUGAGAUCGUGACCACAUUAAAGCAAAAUCUUUUGACCAUUGCAAAGGGACCUAAGGUUCUCCCAAUCUACUGUCUUCAUGAAGCCUGCACUCCUCAGAAAGUUCAAGUUUAUCUUUCCAAACAAACAUAA
Molecule: messenger RNA, 2907 nt
Organism: Porites lobata
Lineage: Eukaryota; Metazoa; Cnidaria; Anthozoa; Scleractinia; Poritidae
Source: the annotation of a GenBank genome assembly